AGCGCACUCCUAUAUAAGCAUGCGUAGAUCCGCGUGCGUGCAGAUCAGUCCCAGGUUCUGAUCCAAUAAAGUAGUGAAAACCGAUCGUCAUGUUUAAGCUGAUGAUUAUUUCCGUUCUGGCGAGCAUCGCCACGGUGCAAUGUGGAACCAUUCUCACGCCCGUCGUCGGUAAGCUCGUCUCCGAGAAGGUCAUCGAGGCGCACGGCAACCACGUGGUGCAUCCGUCGCCGUCGCUGCUGAGCUACCCGAACGUCGCGCUGGUGCAGCAUCCGGUCGCCGGGCAGUUCGUCGCGCAGCCGUUGGCAAAGGCCUCCCUGAUCGCCGAGAAGACGAUCGAGGCUCACGGGCACCAAGUGAUCCACGACGCGCGUCCGUUGAUCGCGGUGGCGAAACCUCAGCUGGCACCCGCGUUUGUCGCACGCGAAAUAGGGGCGCCGUACUAUUCGCCAUACUACGCGGCGUAUCCUCAGCAAUUUGUCGCCGAGAAGACCGUGUCCAGUUACGGGCACAGCAUUCAACACGCGUAAUAAAAUCAUCGGGCAAAGUAAAACGUGGCUGGUAACUCUGAAGAGCACGCAUGGAUUUACAAAAAAAAAAACUCCAAGUUCUUUCACGUUGAACAUACUGAAAUAAAAUACGCAAAAUUCCGGUUUAAGAAUAUCGUAAUUAUUUUUAAAAAUAUGUCUUUAACUAAAAGUUCUUCUACUCCGUAGAUUUCAUGAAAUUGAACAGAUUAAAGACUGUCGAUCCUAGUUGAGUUCAUUAAAGUUACCAAAUCACUUUUUUUUGUAUAUCAACUCUUGUGCUCGCAGUCGGAGAGAGAAAACCGCUUAUCCGAAACUAUCAUCAUUCUCGAUGACUUUCGCGGCGACGUUGCCCUUGAAAUCGUUCUAACAGUAAAAUCUAAGUUCGAGAACCAUGUCGUUCGCGUGACUCGACAAACAGAUUGAAACUGGCAGUCUUUGGCCUGGGAAAGAGGCCCGUUGAUCAGGUUUGUCGACAUUUGUAAAAAAAAAAAAACAUUAUGUUAGACGUAUUCGACAAAAUGUAAGUUUCUCAAUAAAUUUUCAUGCAUUUUCAUAUUCAGACACAU
Molecule: messenger RNA, 1093 nt
Organism: Monomorium pharaonis (pharaoh ant)
Lineage: Eukaryota; Metazoa; Arthropoda; Insecta; Hymenoptera; Formicidae
Exons: 2
Coding region: 90-527 (145 amino acids)
Source: RefSeq, a predicted model, not a curated record